Trichoderma breve is the source of this 3387-nucleotide messenger RNA. RefSeq lists its product as uncharacterized. The transcript has 6 exons. Bases 1 to 3387 code for a protein of 1128 amino acids. The record is from RefSeq and is a predicted model, not a curated record. NCBI's taxonomy places the organism in Eukaryota, Fungi, Ascomycota, Sordariomycetes, Hypocreales, Hypocreaceae.
AUGUCCAGUGGACCAUCCAGGUCUGGGUCUUCACAACGAAAACUCUCCAAGACGCCAUCGGGCUCCGGAUCCAUGAUCGAAAGGCUGCAGAGGAGAGUUUCCAGAGACUCUUCCGUUAGCACUAUCCCCCCGGAAUCCCCUAGCAGCCCUGUGGAGCCUACCUUUGCCUCAAUGGAGAUGAUUCGAUAUGGAUGGUUAAAGCCCGAUUCUUCUCUGCUCAAAGCUCGAUCCGAAUAUCUCGUUCUGGCAGAUCAUGCAUUGGUCAAGUUCGGAAGCGCGGAAGCUGCUAGAGCUAUCUUCCCGCAGCUGACACAGACGGAGGACCGCCACGGAAAAGGCUUCCACUCUAUCCAUUCCAUGAGCACCAAAUCUGCCUCGGGAGAGAUUCGACUGGAUAUACCCCUCCGGUCCAUUAUUGCGGUAUUCAUUGAGGAAUCUUCAAGCUCCCGUCAUGGUAUUGAGGUUUGGUGGCACUCAAGAGCGCCCAAGAUCGCAUCCUGCAAAGCACACUUCUACUUCGCUCUCCCAAAAGAAAGAGACGAUUGGCUAGCGGAUAUUCAUCAGGCUUGUAAGGCAAGGUCUAGGAGAAAUCCUCUCCCUACGAAUGUGCCUGAGAAUGUUAAGAUCCGCAUCACCCACACAAUGCACCCUACUGAGACAUCGGACGACAGUGCUUCCCAGGGCGUGAUUUUCCCAGUGGAUGUCAUAGAUACCUCGACGUAUUACCUUGCCAUUGGGCCCUACAUGUGUUAUUUUAUUGAGAUACUCAAAGCCGAUUAUUCAACUCUGCCAGGCGACCUGCGACUAAAAACCUACGAGUUUGGGACAGUAUCUUUGACCCGUUUCCAGGCUUCAGUAGCGUCUCACGAGCAGAGAUUUACGAUGUGUUUUCGCUUGCCAUUUGACCGAGAAACUCGCCUGGUCCUGGCAAGUACGUUUUAUCGUAGGAUUAUCGAGGCCCUUGUUAAGAUCGACCGCGUCUUGAAACCCAUGUGGCCACAAAACCUUCAGCAUGCUAUUUUCGAGAUCAAAGGCCUUCCGGCACCCCUUCAGUUGACAUCCGGAAACGAUUUGGGUGGCCUUGAGAUAAGUCUAGAAGCCUACUGCAAUGCUUUCCGCGUACAGGUCCCCGCUUGGACAAUCGAAUGGUAUACCCCAUCAGAGCCGGCUUUCCGACUACUUGCCUCCGAUGAUUCGGAGUAUUCUCCACUUCAGAUCCUUGCAGUCUUUCGAGCAUUACGAUACAAUAGCUUCUUUAAAGCAUUAUCAUUUCGUGAUGUUGAUCUUUCAUCACUGGCGAACAAGAACGACUAUUCACAAUUCGGAGACGCUGUGGUAUACACAUCUUUGAGCGGCGUUAGAAUACCAGAUGACUACUAUCAGCUUCUCAUACAAGCUCCGAUUCUAGAACAAGAGAUACAUGCGUUGAUGUUUUCUUCUGAAUCUAUACGGUAUAUUGAUCUUACAAAUACUGUCGGCUUACAACGAGCAAGGAGACCGCAGACCGGUCGUGGGUCAAUCAACCAAUCUGCCAUGCGCAAAAUGAGCGGAGAGAUUAUUCGGCCCCUGUCUAUGUUACUCAAGACCCAAUUGUGUCACUGCCAUGGCAUUUCCAUGUCUGGCAAUCCUAUUGGGUCGAGCGAGGUAGCUGAAUUAGCAAAUGUCUUUGCAUUGGAUGAUGUCCACAUGAAGAAGAUUGAACUAUCCAAUUGCGGACUCGGCGACGUUGAUCUAACCAAGCUCUGGAGUGGACUUGCAGGCCAAGCUGAGACUAUUGAGUGUAUCGACACGUCGAACAACAAUGGAACUGUUGGCUUUGAAACAAUCACUUAUACUCUUCAUCAACUGCGCAAUAUCAAGAAGCUCAAUAUAUCGGGCAAUACUAGACUCGUCUCGGAUGAACCACUUCUUACUGCGCGUGCGCUUAAUAGCUGGGCUCUGCAAGAAUUGGAUCUCUCUGGGAUAAUCCUCAACACCACUAGUGUUGUUUCUCUCGCAAAAUAUAUGGAGUCUCCAAUGUCGCAAGGCCUCCAAGUGAUCCGCCUUAAUAAUUGCGGCCUCACUGGAAGCCAAGUUGCCCAGCUCUUCUUUAGCAUGGGCCAUGCUAGACAUAUGACAGUUCAUAUAAAUUCAAACUGGCUAGAUGAGGGUAUCGAGAUUUUGUGCGAUGCAAUUGCCUCUGGUCACGGACCUUGGAGUUUGUUCAUGCAGAUGACUGAGUUCAGCUAUGAGCAGAGCUUUGUCAACCUGAUGCGAGCAUUGACCACCAACAAGACAAUAGAGUGCCUGAGCUUGGCCGGCUGUGCCACGCCGGACGCUGUGAGCAGCACUGCUUGCGAGGCCGCUGCAGAACUCUUCGCCAAGAACGAGACCAUCCGUUUCCUGGAUAUAUCCGGAUAUUCUUCCAAGCUGGAUGAAGGCCGGCUAGGAAGGGAAUUUUCCAAAUCGUUAAGUGGCAUGAAGCACAACAAGCGAAUUGAACAUCUUCGCGUCCGAAGCCAGAUGCUCAAUAUUAAUAUUGGAGAUUUGGCUGAAGCUAUCUCGGGCAACCAAACACUGCAUACUCUGGAUUGCGAGGGGAAUGAUUUCAACCUCUCCAACUUCUGGCAUCUAGUGAAGCGCAUUGAGGCCAACACCACAAUCCGGCACUUCUCGGCGUUCUCGGACGCAGAAUUGGCCAAGACAAUCAAGAAAUCCGCAGAAGUUGAUGUGCCGGUGGUGUCAACACGCCGCUCCUCCGGGCUAUUUAACAAACUCAAACAUGAAAAGGCUCCGGUGGUUGUGGAGAAGCCCCUUGUGCAGCGGCUAGGCGAUGAGUGGGAUGCCGCAAUUGCGGCGCUGAAUCAGGUGCUUGAAAGAAACCAAAAGGCUUACAACGAGAUGCAUGGUAUUGGACAGACAUCGGCCGACCCAGCACUGGAAACGUGCGAGAUAGAAGAGGGCACAUUCUCAGUCGACUUUGGGGGGCUCGCCAGCAGAGAAUUCGAGGCUCAAAACGCUACAGGCUCCUCUUUGCGCAGGGGUCCCUCCACUUCCAACCAUGGCUCGGAAACAUUAAAGGUUAUCGUAUCGGCGCCUCUCUCGGGUGAAACUUCCGACGAGACUACGAUGCGGCCUUACUCCAUUGUCUCAAGCGACGCGGCUAGUAUCCCGACGACGGACGCCAGUUCAAAUAGUGAUGCGGGCAAUGCAACACCUUCGGAAAUGGAGAGCCCCCCUGAGAAAGAGCCCGGGUGGACCGGCGCUUCAGCUGUCGAAGGGACGAGCAACCCGGCAUCCGACGAAAGCUUUUUGAUUUCCGAUAACGAGAUAAGCUUGCUUAUGGGGAAGUAUCAAGGCUUUCUCGGUGAAUCGGUGGAACCUAUUGAAGAAGAGGAAAGACCUUGA